Molecule: messenger RNA, 3117 nt
Organism: Linnemannia hyalina
Lineage: Eukaryota; Fungi; Mortierellomycota; Mortierellomycetes; Mortierellales; Mortierellaceae
Source: the annotation of a GenBank genome assembly
AUGGAGGGCAGCUCAGCAACAACUGCACAACCGACCAUGGACGCGACAACCCCAGGCAUCGACGUUUCAACACCAAACACAAUCUCAUCCGCCGUCCUCAACGAUGCCGUCAGCGAGAAUGUCAAGAACAUCAAGCGCAAAGUCAUCAGCGUCUCUAAACUCAUGGAGAUCUUCAAGAACAAAGAGUCUGAGAUGGACGCGGUCAAGAAGGAACUGGAGGCCGCCAAAGCACAGAUCGGUACUCUCCAACAAGCCGUGGCGAACACACCUGUCGUAAAUAACAACGAAGUCGACGAGCUCAAGGCAGAGGCGGAAGUGACAAAGACAAAGCUGAAGGAGUCUGAGGCCCAGAUCAGCAAGCUCGCGCAGUCGCUCAAGUCCCAGCAGAUGUUGAAUCACCAACUCGAGGAGAAGACGCACGGACAGGAGCGCCUCACCGCCGAGGUCUUGGAUCUUCAAAAGAAGCUCAGCCUUACCAACAAAAAUCUCGAGCAGGCAAAUCGCAAGCGGAGUACUGAAGUGACAGCACUGCGAGAAAAGUUGAUGAAGGCAACUGCGGAGAACUCCGACAGAGCCGCAUGGAUAGCAGAGAACCGGAAAAAGUGGCAACAGGAGGAAGAGACCCGGAAAUCCAAGCGCGAAACAGAACUAGAGAGCAAGGUCGAGGAGCUCACUGGUCGUUUGGAUGAUGUGGCAACAGAACGGUACCUCGACAUGGAGCUUGCCAAGGAGGAGGUCAAAACUGCCGAAGAGAAACAUCAGAGGUUGGCCAAGAAGGUCGAGGAGCUGCACGAGAAACAAAAGGCGCUGAACACGAUCAUCAUUGACCUUCGGAACGAGAACUCGGAACUUGAGCGUCGACUAGAGAACCACCAGGACACUGAGGAGUUUAUGGAGAUGGGGGGCGCGGACGACUUUUUCGAAGAGAUUAUCCCAGAACAAGGAGGGGCAGGAGAAGCAGGAGGCUCUCAGCAGACAGCAUUGAUCAGCACUGUUGAGCACACCAAGUCACCCAUCAUGACCGUCAAGUCACCCAUCAUGACCGUCAAGUCGCCCAUCAUGACCGUCAAGUCACCCAUCAUGACCAUCAAGUCACCUGUUCUGGCUGCCAAGUCGCCCAUCAUGAUCAAGUCUCCAGUAAUGACUGCCAAAUCCCCAGUUAUGAGCAGGAUAUCAAAACCAACGGGACCAAUGUCGCCACCAAUGGCGCCUGUUCAGCUCAAUGCAGGCGACCUUUCAAAGCUGCAGUUGGAUUCGGCCUUGGACACUCUGGAACAACUAAAAACUCAGUUCUCGAUGCUUCGAUGGGUCAGUGGCAGCACGGAUGACAAGCAGAGGAUUGCGAUUCUGGAGGAACAGGUCGUGACUCUAACCAAGGAGAGGAGUGCCCUUCAGGAGACGCUCACGCGCCAACUCACGAUGCCACGACCAUUCACCCCACCAUCACCACAUAUCCCAACCAGCAUGUCAGCGGUGACUGCCCCGACUGCAGACGACACUAUUGCACGAGUCGAACCGCCGGCAAGGAAGGGCAAGAGAAGACGAAUCGAGGAAGAGGUGGAGGAUCUGGAGAUGGAUCUUGACCACGGCGUCGUCACAGGACUCGAUCACCAUGAAGACAUCAUUGCUUAUGUUAAGGAACCUGUACGACAUAGCGGGGCAAUAACGCUCUCAGCAUCUUCGGCAAAACCAGCAGCACCGUCGGGAACGACAGCGUCAGAAGUACCAGAAACACCAAUACGACGCAAGCCUGGCCGACCAAAGAAGAAUCCCGAGGCCGUUCCAGAGCCGCCCAAGCAGAAGCGAAAGUACACCAAGCGAGAGACGAAGGCCAGUGUCAGCACAACGGACUUUUCGCAGCUUGAGAUCAGGAAUAUUUCGGUCAACCCGCUUACACCUUCUAUCACGAACCCCCUCGCCUACUUCUCGUCGUUGAUGAACUCGCCCAUUGUCGACGACAGCCAAGCACACACCAAACUGGACAUCAUUGCGACCAUUUUGCCGGCCAAACUGGAUGCAUUGUUUGAGGCUGUACAAAAGAAAAUUCCCGAUAUCGUCUCUACCGUUAAAGCACACAGGAAAAAGUUCAUUCAUUACAGCGACAAAGUCCAAGCAUGGUCGCUUGACGGAUUCGACGACAUUACGAUUUCCAAGAGCUUUUCGGACCCAGAGACCAACAUUGCCCUCCUGAUCUGUCUUUUGGACGCACGGUUCCCAGAGAUAGGCAUCCCUUCAAAAUUUUACACGUUCGCUUAUGAGUCGAUAUUGCAUGAAGCAACCAAGGAAGAUCGAGUGGAAACCACAUCGAUUCUGCUGAGAGUGCUGACAGCAGUAAACCAGGCCAAGAACGACUCGCAGCCCAUCCACAUCCUCGCGUACGACCUUUUGCGUGAGACAACCAUCCCCAAAGUUACUCUUUUCCUCUCCGAGACCAUCGCCGCCGUUUGGCCCUCGAUAUUUAUCAUCCCAUCCGAUGCCAAAGAUGAAGCAGAUCCUCGAAGACUCAUGUUUACAGCAUUCCAAGCAGUCCUUGGGUCUUUGCAGGCAGGUGCUGGCGAGGGUACAAAGAAUUACUUUGCGACGUUUACCAAGAAGUGUGGCUGGCCAGUCUUCGAUGAAGCGCCAUAUAUGGAUGAGGUGAUCAAGAGCAUCAUGGACACUGUUCAAGCACCAGGGUUUGUUGAGAAGUGUCAGACAACACCAGGGUUCGAGUUCUCGAUCCGCAAGGCACUUGAACUGCUGUUGAUCUAUGCCUAUGAUUGGGAGGAGCUCUUCAACGAUGUUCUCAAGCCCACCCUUUUCAAACAGAUUUUUGACCCUACACUCCACAAGUUUGCCUUGCCACUUGUUGCUGCGGUCGUUCGAGAGGCACGUUGCAAGUCUGUGGACUCGGAGGGCCAGAACACGACGAACGAAACUCAGCCUGUCCUACAGAUGCUCAAUGCGAUCUUAAAAGCUGAGGCGACUUUGAGCCACCAAGCGCAGUCGGCGCUGGCGAUUGUGGCGUUGAGCAAUGGCCAGAGGGAGCAGCUGGCGGAGGUGUGCCAGUGGUAUGAGGGGUUGAAGCAGGCCGAACGAGUGUCUAUGCCGCGGACCCUUCAAGAUGUCCUUGCGUAA